This is a messenger RNA of Camellia sinensis, 1557 nucleotides long. The record is from RefSeq and is a predicted model, not a curated record. NCBI's taxonomy places the organism in Eukaryota, Viridiplantae, Streptophyta, Magnoliopsida, Ericales, Theaceae.
CUUCAGCUAAAAAACCCUUUGCGACGAUUUCAAAGGAGCGGCACACAGAGAAUCUUAUCUUGAUCUCUAUCCACGCGUCAUUUUGUGACUUUCUUCGAGGGUUCUGGAAUCUCUGCGAAUACCGAUUCAGGUACUCUCGCUAUCGUUAGGUUUUGUGGGAACAUCAAGAAUUAGGGUUUGUAUUUCAUUCUUGAUUCUGUUUCUAAAAAUCGAUUAUAUAUUGAAAUGAGUCGUCCACAGGAUCCACAUCGAACUUUCUUCCCAUUUGGUAAUCCAUUCAAAAUGAUGCUACCUAAGGGUUCCUAUCUCUCUCCAAGGCUUCUUGAGUUGUUGAACAAUUUUGAGGAUGCUUUGGCAGAGAGAUUUAGGAAACUUAAGCCAAAAGAUAGGGAGGAAGUCCUGAGCUUAUCAUGGAUGACAUUGGCAAUGGAGUUGCUUUGUCAAACUCAUACUGACAUAAAAAGCGUUAUUACAAAGCUUGAACUCCCUGUAUGUGAUUGGGAUGAUAAAUGGAUUGAUUUGUACUUGGACAAUACCGUGAAGCUGCUUGAUAUUUGCAUUGCUUUCAGUUCUGAGCUCUCACGGCUCAACCAGGGCCAUGUCUUGCUUCACUGUGCCUUGCACAACUUGGGUGCCUCCCCUUCAAACCAGUUUGUAAAGGCUUGCUCUUCACUUGAUGGCUGGAGGCAGCACAUUAGUUCGAAGAAUCGCAGACUUGAGAAUUGUUUUGGCAUCUUAGACAGUCUUACAGAGACACUUAACCAGCCUAAGGUAAAAAAGUCGGCCAAAGGGAAAGUCUUGAUGCGAGCCAUGUAUGGAGUUAAGGUCGUAACCGUGUUUGUCUGUAGCAUUUUUGCUGCUGCCUUCUCGGGUUCUGCAAAUAAGCUAGUGGAUUUACAGGUUCUGGAGUCCUGCUUGUGGGCAGAAUCUUUUGUUGAUGUGCAGACUUAUGUAAAUGGGGAGAUUCGAAAUAUAUUUUCUAGUGGAAGGGUUACAGUAUUGAAAGAGCUUGAAGCAGUUGACACGAGUGUCAAGAAACUGUACCCCACAAUACAGGAUGGGGUGGGUCCAAUUGAAGUAGAAGCCCUUCAAAAUUGUACGUCGGAUUUAGGGAAAAGGGCAGAUAUGCUUUCGCAAGGACUAGAUCUUCUUGCGAAGCAAGUGGAUGGCUUCUUCCAAAUAGUUCUAACUGGACGCGAUGCUUUACUUUGUAACCUUAGAGUGGAUGGUGGUGUACCUGAUCCGAUGCGAGAGACGGACAAUGUAGAAGGGCGAGUUGUGAGGUGAAUCUGAUGAAGGUAAAUUCCCUCCUUGCAUAUACACCAUACACAUGGGUGGGUUUAGGUGUGUGCUCUUCUGUCUCCUGGUUGAUGAAAUUAUUUGUAAUGUGUUAUAUAUAAAUAUAUAUUUGUGCAUAUAUGCAAUGUUAAUUGUAUAAUAAUAAAAGUUUGUAAUGUUUGCAAUGUUGAAUUUGCAUUUUAGUUUUGUAUAAUUUCUCCUCUUGUUCAACUUUGGUAUUAUAUAUAUUUUAGUGGUCUUUUGCCUGAUGCUGCCAAA